GGGGCCGAAACUUGGCGAGCGCCUGGGACUCCGCGACCGGGGCCGCGGAGCAGCACGCGCGUCGGGCGGCUCGCGGGGACUUCUGGCUGUGCUCGCGCCCCAAAGCUCAGCUCCGGGCAGCCGCGGACAAUGAAGACGCCCUGGAAGGUUCUGCUGGGACUGCUGGGAGCUGCCGCGCUGGUCACCAUCAUCACCGUGCCCGUGGUUCUGCUGAAUAAAGAACAUUCUUUUUUUCAAUCAUCAGAUGAUGCUGCAGCUGAUGAUCACAGAACUUACUCUCUAAAUGAUUACUUGAAAAACACUUUUCGAGUGAAAUCCUACACCUUGCGGUGGAUUUCAGAACAUGAAUAUCUCUACAAACAAGACAAUAAUAUCUUGCUAUUCAAUGCUGAAAAUGGAAACAGCUCCAUUUUCUUGGAUAACACUACGUUUGAAGCCUUUGGAAAUUCUGUGAGUGAUUAUUCAGUAUCUCCCGAUAGACUCUUCAUUCUCUUGGAAUCCAACUAUGUGAAGCAAUGGAGGCAUUCCUACACAGCUUCAUAUGAUAUUUAUGACUUAAAUAAAAGGCAGCUGAUAACAGAGGAGAGAAUUCCAAACAAUACACAAUGGAUCACAUGGUCAUCAGAAGGUCAUAAAUUGGCAUAUGUUUGGAAGAAUGAUAUUUAUGUUAAAAAUGAACCACAUUUACCAAGUCACAGGAUCACGUGGACUGGGGAGGAAAAUGUAAUAUUUAAUGGAAUAACUGACUGGGUUUAUGAAGAGGAAAUCUUCAGUGCCUACUCUGCUCUGUGGUGGUCUCCAAACAGCACUUUUUUAGCAUAUGCCCAAUUUAACGACACAGAAGUCCCGCUUAUUGAAUACUCCUUCUACUCCGAUGAGUCACUGCAGUACCCAAAGACUGUACGGAUUCCAUAUCCAAAGGCAGGAGCUGUGAAUCCGACUGUAAAGUUCUUUAUUGUAAAUACAGACACUCUCAGCUCAGUCACCAAUGCAACGUCCAUACAAAUAGCUGCUCCUGCUUCUGUGAUAACAGGGGAUCACUACUUGUGUGGUGUGACAUGGGCUACACCGGAACGGAUUGCUCUGCAGUGGCUUAGGAGAAUUCAGAACUAUUCCGUCAUGGAUAUCUGUGACUAUGACAAAUCCAGACUAGGAUGGAAUUGUUCACUGAAGAAUGAACACACUGAGAUGAGCACGACUGGCUGGGUUGGCAGAUUUAGGCCCGCAGAACCUCAUUUCACCUCUGAUGGUAAUAGAUUCUACAAGAUCAUGAGCGAUAAAGAGGGUUACAGGCACAUCUGUCAUUUCCAAAUAGAUAAUAGAGAUUGCACAUUUAUUACGAAAGGAUCCUGGGAAGUCAUUGGGAUACAAGCUCUUACCAGCGAUUAUCUAUACUACAUCAGUAAUGAACAUAAAGGAAUGCCAGGAGGAAGAAAUCUUUAUAAAAUUCAACUUAGUGACUACUCAAAAGUUGAGUGUCUUAGCUGUGAGCUGAAUCCAGAAAGAUGCCAGUACUAUUCUGUGUCAUUUAGUAAAGAGGCAAAAUAUUAUCAGCUGAGAUGUUCAGGCCCUGGUCUGCCCCUCUAUACUCUACACAGCAGCAGGAAUGAUAAAGAACUGAGAGUCCUGGAAAACAAUUCAGCUUUGGAAGAAGCGCUUAAAGAUGUCCAAAUGCCUUCUAAAAAACUGGACUUCAUUCUUUUGAAUGGAACAAAAUUUUGGUAUCAGAUGAUCUUGCCUCCCCAUUUUGAUAAAUCCAAGCAAUAUCCUCUACUACUAGACGUAUAUGCAGGCCCCUGUAGUCAAAAAGCAGACGCUAUCUUCAGACUCAACUGGGCCACUUACCUUGCAAGUACGGAAAACAUCAUAGUAGCUAGCUUUGACGGCAGAGGAAGUGGUUACCAAGGAGAUAAAAUCAUGCAUGCAAUCAACAGAAGACUGGGGACAUUAGAAAUUGAAGAUCAAAUUGAAGCAGCCAGACAAUUCUCAAAAAUGGGAUUUGUGGACAGCAACCGAAUUGCAAUUUGGGGCUGGUCAUAUGGAGGGUACGUAACCUCAAUGGUCCUGGGAUCUGGAAGUGGUGUGUUCAAGUGUGGAAUAGCUGUGGCUCCCGUGUCACGGUGGGACUACUACGACUCAGUGUACACAGAACGUUAUAUGGGUCUCCCAACUCCAGAAGACAACCUUGACCAUUACAAGAAUUCAACAGUCAUGAGCAGAGCUGAAAAUUUUAAACAAGUUGAGUACCUCCUUAUUCAUGGAACAGCAGAUGAUAAUGUUCACUUUCAGCAAUCAGCUCAGAUCUCCAAAGCACUGGUGGAUGCUGGAGUGGAUUUCCAGGCAAUGUGGUACACUGAUGAAGACCAUGGAAUUGCUAGCAGCACGGCUCACCAGCAUAUAUAUACCCACAUGAGCCAUUUCAUAAAACAAUGCUUCUCUUUACCUUAGCACCUCAAAACAGCAUGCCAUGCUAGCUUAUUAAAAAUACUUUUGUUCUCAUUAUUUCAAAGCUGCUCUGCUAUGAUCUUAAAAAGAUUUUUAAAUCAAAAAACUUAAGGCUACUUUUUUUUUUACCAAAUUUCAUACUUAUAAAUAGGUACUUCUGUCUUCAUAAGAAAUACUACUUUACAGAAAUUUUGAUUAUUCACUCUGCUUUUAUUUAUCAUUUAAAAUCAUUUCCAUGGCAGCUUCUGAAACAACAAAUAUAAAUUAUUUUUAUGAGAGCUUUGCAUAGGUUCCCUAAGAAGCAUUUUAAUUUUUCUAACUAGACUAGUCUAAAUCUUGUUCUCUUCUUUAAAGAGAUGAAAAGAUGUGGGCAAUGAUGUCACUAGGGCAGGGACAAGAAAUGAAGAAAUAAGCAGAGGAGAUGGCAGGGCAGAGAUAGGAACCCCAGUCCAAGCAUACCAACCCAACCAGGCUACUGUCAACUCCCUUCAGAGAAGAGCUGUUCGCAGCCAGACUGGCACAGUUUUCUGAGAAAGACUAUUCAAACAGUCUCAGGAAAUCAUAUAUGCAAAGCACUGAUUUCUAAGUAAAACCACAGCAGUUGAAUAGACUCCAAAGAAAUACAUAGGAAACUGCCAGCAAUGUAAGGCCUCCAGGUGCCAGUUAUGGCUAUAGGUGCUAUAAAAACACAGCAAGGGUGAAGGGAAAACGUUAUAAAUGUACUUUUAAAAAUAGUGAUGUUUCCUAGUGAAAAGAUACUGCUUGGAACUGAGAUGUGAACACAUCAGCUUGCCCUGUUAAAAAGGUGAAAAUAUUUGUAUUGCAAAUUCUAACUUGAAAGAGUCCUUACAUCAGUUUUUAUUGCAUUUUUGAGCAUCUUAAUUAAAAAUAUUUUAAACUUCCUUGAAUUUAUUUUUUAAUAAAAAACAAACUAGAAUAAUGUAUAGUAUUAUUUCUAUUUACAUAACAUGGGAUUUUUACCGGUCAUUUAAUAAAUAUACCUUCAUUUUUCAGAGAUAA
Cavia porcellus (domestic guinea pig) is the source of this 3465-nucleotide messenger RNA. RefSeq names its product dipeptidyl peptidase 4 (gene Dpp4). The transcript is spliced from 26 exons. The coding region runs from base 130 to 2448 and encodes 772 amino acids. Gene Ontology annotation, cellular component: plasma membrane. Lineage: Eukaryota; Metazoa; Chordata; Mammalia; Rodentia; Caviidae. Gene Ontology annotation, biological process: proteolysis. The record is from RefSeq and is a predicted model, not a curated record. Gene Ontology annotation, molecular function: serine-type endopeptidase activity.